Messenger RNA from Pelobates fuscus (common spadefoot toad), 6746 nucleotides. RefSeq names its product C-terminal-binding protein 2. The transcript has 10 exons. Gene Ontology annotation, molecular function: NAD binding; transcription corepressor activity; transcription coactivator activity. The record is from RefSeq and is a predicted model, not a curated record. Gene Ontology annotation, cellular component: nucleus. NCBI's taxonomy places the organism in Eukaryota, Metazoa, Chordata, Amphibia, Anura, Pelobatidae. Gene Ontology annotation, biological process: regulation of transcription by RNA polymerase II. The coding region runs from base 108 to 1421 and encodes 437 amino acids.
CCUGACUCGAUGACGCUCUUGGGCGACCACUUCCUGUUUCCUGUGUGAUCCUCGGCAGAGAGCGCGACGGUGCCGGUGGGGAGGAGAAGGUUGCUGAGGACUAAAGCAUGGAUAAACAUAAAGUGAAAAGGCAACGUUUAGACAGAAUUUGCGAAGGUAUUCGACCACCUAUUUUGAACGGCCCAAUGCCUCUUCGGCCUUUGGUAGCCCUUUUGGAUGGCAGGGAUUGUACAGUUGAGAUGCCUAUAUUAAAAGAUGUUGCAACAGUAGCAUUCUGUGAUGCACAGUCAACACAGGAAAUUCAUGAGAAGGUGUUAAGUGAGGCUGUUGGAGCCCUUAUGUAUCACACAAUCUCACUAUCCCGUGAAGACCUGGAAAAAUUCAAGGCACUUCGUAUUAUCAUAAGGAUUGGCAGUGGAUAUGAUAACAUUGACAUAAAAUCAGCAGCUGAAAUGGGGAUUGCAGUGUGUAAUGUUCCCUCAUCAUCGGUGGAGGAAACUGCUGAUUCUACACUUUGCCACAUCUUAAACCUGUAUCGACGUGUCACAUGGUUACAUCAAGCCAUGAGAGAGGGUAACAGAGCAUCGAGUGUGGAACAGAUACGAGAGAUUGCUGGAGGGGCUGCAAGAAUCAGAGGAGAGACUUUGGGCAUCAUUGGACUUGGUCGAGUAGGUCAAGCUGUAGCGCUCCGCGCAAAAUCAUUUGGCUUCACAGUGAUCUUUUAUGACCCUUACUUAGCGGAUGGAGUGGAGCGCUCUCUAGGUUUGCAGAGAAUGGCAACUCUUCAGGAGCUUCUAAUGCACAGUGAUUGCAUUACUCUGCACUGCAGUCUUAAUGAGCACAAUCAUCAUCUCAUCAAUGACUUUACCAUAAAACAGAUGCGCCAGGGUUGCUUCCUGGUGAACACUGCUCGUGGAGGUCUUGUUGAUGAAAAAGCUCUGGCUCAGGCUUUAAAAGAUGGGCGUAUCCGCGGAGCUGCUUUAGACGUGCACGAAUCUGAACCUUUUAGUUUUUCUCAGGGACCCUUGAAAGAUGUUCCCAAUUUGCUCUGCACUCCUCACACUGCAUGGUACAGUGAACAUGCCUCAAUUGAGGCAAGAGAAGAAGCAGCUAAAGAAAUCCGUAGAGCAAUUACAGGCCCCAUUCCUGAUGCUUUACGAAACUGCGUAAAUAAGGAGUUAUUGUUAGCGGCUGCACAGUGGACCGGAAUGGAGCCAGCUACGGUCCAUCCAGAACUGAAUGGGGCACCGGGAUAUAGGUUUCCCUCUGCAGUUAUGGGAGUAGCUGCCUCAGGACACCCGUCUGCUGUGGAAGGGCUGGUGGCUUCCUCGCAUUCCUUAAUCCCUGCCGUCUCCCACACCCCAUCACCUGGACAGACCAGCAAACCCGACCCAGACAGAGAAAUUCCUACUGAUCAGUAGCAACAUGGUGUCACAUUCUGCCUCCCUACCUUUAUUUUUAUUUUUAAUUCAAACACCACUCCCAUAUUUGUGCUUUCCCUCCCCUUUGAUUUUUGGUGUUGGGGGGGAGAGAAGUGGGAAUCUCCAAUUCUUCAGCAGCUUUACCCAAGUGAAGAAUAAAACUAGGCUGCAAACCCUGAGGUGUAUCAUCUCUCCUCACACCGUAAAGGAGAAUGUUCAUAUCAGUGUCUGGAAACCUUUAGAUAUUGCCUUUCAACAGAUCUAUUUUUUAACCAAUUUUUAGUUUUAAGUGAAAUACAAUACGGGUGGGUUAUCCUUCUGUGUGCUGGGGCAGGCUGAUCUCUCUCUUCUGUUUCCGCUAGUGCAAGACAUGCCCAGUUGUCUCAGGGAGCGGAGGCAUCACCAAAUUUUAGCAGUAGUCGAUUUAGCAGUUGGUGUGUCUAGAUUACAAUUUCACUGUUCAAGGGCCAUGGAAUGUUUUGUUUAACAAACCUACAGCAGAUUUACAUGACCAAGACUAGGUUAAUGCAAGAGGAAAAUGUCUGAUUCAACCUUUGUUUUUGUUUUUUUCCAAACAAAAAUAAGUAAAUAAAGAAUAUCACUGUGCUCAAAGAAUGAACAAAAUUAGAGGAAAGUACUAUAGGGAAUAACCAUUCAUUAAGAAAACAACUAAACCACUCUUGCUGUUAUUUGAAGAGGGCUUGAUAAUAUCUGCAGUCUGUGAUGCAGUGACUUGCUCAGAUUAGGUUUGUUCCAGUCACGCUUUUUUUCUGAUAUGUACCUGGGCUCAAAUGGGCUUCUGAAUUGUUGUUGUAUGUGAUUCCUUUGUCAUAGAAUGGUUUAAGGCUGGUCUUGUAGGCAUUGCAAUGAUUCUUCUGGCUUAUUCUGAUUUUGGUGCAAUGAAGUACUGGUUUUCAGUCUUCCCCUACACCCACAAACCCCACAUUAGAACUUCAUACUACUGGCAUAAAUGAGUUUGAUGGUUUAGUACAGGUCCAUCAAUGAUGUUUGGGAGAGGGGUUUGUAACCAAGAGUUGUAGUGUGCAUCAUUUCUACAUCAUUGGUUUUUAACUUUUUUUUCUAUUUCGUCUGUGUUUGUAACAUGAGAUUUUUGACCCAUUCAUCACCUGGAAACUUUGAUCAGAGACCCAUGUUCAAUUGUAAGAAAAUGUAAUAUUAAAAGACUUUUGGCCAAUAACCUUAAUUAGAUCUUGUUCUGUAUUAAGGAGGUAUCCAUUGAUCUGGUGGCAAGCAACGUGGCUACAGUAAGCUACUUAUUGUAGGCAAUUGUCCGGGGACUAACAAAGGUGAUGUCCCUAGCCAAGGUUUAAGAACAGAUGUACUAGAUGGCUGGUUAAUGUGCUUUUUUUGUUAAUUAUCAUGAACAUUUUUUUUCAUGAGAACUUGCUAAGAAAUAACUCUUAGCUGAAACGGAGCACCAUUGUUCUUAUUUUAAAUUUCAUGUUCAUAGAUGCAAGGAAACCUCAAACACUUUUUCUAAUGUAAGUGUGGGGAGAAAAAUGAUUCUUAAAGGUAUGAUUAGGUUAUCAGCGCUACACAGCUUCAUGUGUGUUUUUUUUUUGUGUUUUUUUGUGCCAUUAGACGGCAGGAUUGCAAGUUGACAGGGGAGGAAGAUAGCACACCUGAUGCCUUUUGUGUCAUUAAGGGAACUGGAAAAGGAUUAAGUGUACAAUUGGGAUACAUGGGUAUCCGCUCCACGUUUGCAGCAUGCCAAUAAGAAAUAACCAGGAGUCUGUACCUCUGUGAUCAUCUGGUAUACGUCACUUGUGUUAUUCCAUUAAAAACUCCAGUCAACAUUUUUCUUUUAUAUCCUAUGUAUGAGUGGUGUAUGAUGCAUCAGGUGUGCACUCUCCCUCUUCUGCCAUACAGCAUCUUGUUGAAUGAACAAUAAAGUUAUUCAAAGCAGUAAAUUGUGGGUAUUACUCUUUCCCUCUUUUACCACUGCAAUUUGUAGUGCCCAGAACCCUUACUUUGUCUUCCUGGCUUGAUUAGUGUAAAACACCAACCAGUUAAAAGUGAAUAGCCUGAUGUAAGCCAGAUACUUAACAGAACUGUUAGUGCCACAAAGUACAGACUUGUUUUUUCUGUAUAGUUGCAAGUGAAGGAAUUCUGAAUUUUUAUUUUUAUUUUCGUUAAGUUUGCAUUCCUAAUCAUUGAAAUUCUCUUGUCAAUUCUCCCAAGUUUCACAAUUAAGUGUCUAAACUCCAAAGUGAGUAAUAAAAAAAAAAAAAAAGUUCUAAAACAUACACCACAGUAUUGUACAGUGAUAAAUCAAUUUCCAUCACAUUGUGGCAUGCAGAUGACUAUGGGGACUUCUCAAACAAGAUUACUGUCUAAAAAGGAGACAACUGAAAAACAUUUUAAUUUAUUUUUAUUUUUUUUAUGUAAGGGAGUAGCACUUAGGGUUGUGUUUUACACAUCUGUAGGUAAUUGACUCACAGUUUUAUGUAUACAAUACCAUUCAGUUACAGAUUUUUUUUUUAUUUGUUAUAUAUAUAUAUAUAUAUAUUAAUUUGGUGUUUGUUCUAACAACAUUUGUUAGAACUGAAGCACAUUUUAUUUCCUUUUUAUUAAUCCAAACAUUAGCAUCUAUGGUAAUUUAUAUUAUACAAAUCCUUUUUAUGCUAAGGUACUGUUAUAUAGUUAAAAAGCAACAUAUAAUUUCCCAUUUGGUUUCUGUUAACAUGAUUAUCUUCCUCUAGUUUUUUAUAGGGAUUAUUUUCACUUCUCCAUUUACUGAUAAACUCUAGUGCCGUUUUUUUGUUUGUUUUUUGUGGUGCACAUGAAAUACGCUCUUUUUAUGUUUCUCCAUUGUAUCGUAGCAUUUACUAUUUUACCUACUACCCAUUAUCAUUUAUGAAAGGCAUUUUUGUGUAGGAGUCAGUUGGCCAUUUGCAGAUAAUGUGAGACUAUCGUAUAAAGGUCUCUAGUAUCAAAUUGUUUCCACGAUAGGUCUGCGGUGUAACACCUACCUAUUUGCACCCUGGUAUUUUUUGCUAUUUUGAGCUACAACUGUCCCAGUGGCCUUAUUUAUGUUUGAAGUUUUUGUUUAUAAAGCACUCGAGCAAUUGUCACGCACACUAAACGAAUGAUCCUUUAUGAUUAGACUUCAACAAUGUUCAGUUUGAAACACACUAUUAAUUUGAGCAUAGCAAUGGCAUCUAUUACUCACUGACCCAUCUUUAAGACCAUGAUUAAAAAGAACUGAGAGUUUAAACCAGGGGUGCCCAACAGGUAGAUCCUCAGAUGUUUUAAAACUACAGCUCCCAUGAUGCUUUAUUCUGAAGGCAUGCAAUGCAUCAUUGGGGUUUGUUCUAAAACAUCUGGGGAUCUACCUUUUGAGCAACCCUGGUAUAAACUAGAACCAUAAUAACAUUAUUUAAAGGUAGCAUUGAGGCAGUUCUUAAAAGUAAUGAAACCUCAGCUUGUAAUGUAUAGUGCACAUGGCGUCUUAGCUCUGUUCUUUCCUUUUUAGUAUUUUUCUAUCAUUCCCUUUUAGAAGGUAACAUAAUAUGGUAUAUUGUCAAUAAAUUAUGCAGCUGCUUUGACAUGCUUUCUUUUUGUUAUGCUUUUCAGCAUAUUCAUGUGGAUUCAAUUUUGACUAGUCGAAGAGGUGAUCCUUUAUACAAAGAUACAUUCACGUCCGUUGUGACAGGAUUACUUAUUAGACCAUAAACAAAAUGCUAAUUUAGGCUAUAAUAGCUGAAUUCAAAGAUUUCUCCAGAUCACUUUGGUUUACAACUUUUGGCCUAAAAUGGUGAAUUAAUUUUGAUAUAUUUUUUUCUUUUUCUAAUUAUUAGAAUUAUUUUUCUCUCCCCGAAAGCCAUCGUUAAUAAGCAGUUUUACCUUUACCUGCUUCAGUCAUAUUGGCAAUAUCCUCUUCUGCAGAUGGUAAUAGUUUAUAUUUGCAGACAAAACAGUUUUUACCCCUUAACUCUGUUAUCUGUUUUAUACAUAAAACAUUUUGUUUCGCAAACUAUGAAAUGUAGUACAUCUGUUUCUUGUAUAUCAAAUAUCAAGGCGACUUGUGAUUUUUGUCCAGAUAAAUGUUUUUGUUUUUUGUGAGUUUAUUUUUCAUGUGUCUAGGAGAAAGUUGCGAUUUAGCGAUAACUCCUGAAGGUUUAUUAUGAAAUUGAACCUAUUUAGUCUUUUGAGAGAUGAGUGUCCUUUAGGAGAGACACCGUUUUGAUUUACAGUCACUCCAGAGCUGAACAGGUUAGCACAGUUUGGUCGUGCGGAUGUGAUCACUACUAACUGGGAUGGUCUGAUGUCUAGGAAGCAAAACACCAAAGUCUUAAUGAUUUUACAAUGGACAGCAACCCAGCACACAGAAUUAAAUCUCCACGUCCUGUGAAAUGACAUGUAUUUUAUCCGCUCUCCUUUAAAAGGAGCCUUAUUUUAUACUGUUUAAAUGAAAUUUAAAAAAAAUAAAAAAGCUUCAUAAUCCAGCUCAAUGCAAACUUUUCUGCGACUCAGUAUGAUAUGCAUAUAGCAGGUUUAAUUUUUUUCUUUCUUUCUUUCUUUCUAUUUUAUUCUUCUCAAGAACCAUUUCUGCAGGUUACUGGGGUUCAAAAACGGUAUUUUGCAAAUGAACUUGCAAAUCAAUGUGUAGUGGGAGUAGAGGGGAGACCACUUGUGAGCUAAAAUAGUCUGUAACGACUGUCGUUACAUUAAAUAUCUGGCGGGUAUCUUUAAUUGUUUCUAGGGGGGGAAAUCCUGUUUUUAUAUUAAAGUUUCCUGUUUAUAUGGGAUUCCGUUACCCAACAAAUAUCUGCAUUAUUAUCCUUUCUCCACCUCCUCCAUAUUGCAUUGGAUGCCCAAAAGGGUUCCUUAUUCUUGAUGCAGGGACUCGUAAUGAUUGGGGUCCUGUCUGGUGUGUAUUACUGUCAUUGGUGGUGUCCCCCAAUCUGCAUGGAGAGGAUAUUAGAGCAUAUAUUUCCCUGUACAUUGGCCCCAAAUCUGCAAUGGGUGAUCUUGUAUUAACCCUGCAUGGAUUGAGCUGAGAUGUGACCCUGUGUCCUAAAGGUGCAGUGUUGUGUGGUCAAUCUAGUGUUGGUUUGUUACAGGUUAUAUGCACAGCUGACCAGCUUUUUAUAAAUUACUCGGAGUGUCAGAAAUAUAUUUUUGUAGACAAUGAACAUUAUGCCUUUCUCAGCUGGAUAGCUAAAACUGUGAAACAUUGAAAAGCUGUCUCUUAACAAGUGUUCUGUUUUUCUUUUUUGUUGUGUUUAUUUUUUAUUUUUUUUUGGUCUGACUGCAAAUACUUUAAUUUUUUUCACUUGUAGUACUUAGAAAAUGAUUUGU